Bursaphelenchus okinawaensis is the source of this 2876-nucleotide messenger RNA. Lineage: Eukaryota; Metazoa; Nematoda; Chromadorea; Rhabditida; Aphelenchoididae. The record is from the annotation of a GenBank genome assembly.
AUGGACAUCUUCUUGACAUUGUGUCUGCUCUGGUACAACGUCGGCUACGGGUUUCAUCAGUUUGACGAUGCCGACUUUGGCGUGGUCAAGAUGUACCCAUCAAAGUCGGGCAACCCGCAGGACCGGGAACAGAACUGCACGUCUGACAUCAUGAUAAUCGACAAACUGCUCAAUGGCACCGGGUACAACAAGUUCAAAGUUCCAAGUAAGUUGACAAACGUUGUCUUACCUUUGCAUUUAUCGCAUAGUUAAAGUAUAAUAUUAAAUAAGAUACCAAUAAUGAUUAUUAUUUAUUAUAAAAGUUAUUUCUAAAUAUUUUUAAAAUAAGUCUUUCUUACCUUUAACGCCUCGAAGUCUUGAAAAGAAAAAUAGGUAUGAUAACAAGGUUUUCUUACCGUUGGCUUCUUUUACUUGUCUAGUAAAAAUAAUAUUAAACUGAAUUCUGAUUCCAGAACAAACGGGAGUUGAUGUGGCUGUGGAGUUUUGGCUACAAGCGAUUACCUCAAUCGACGAAAUUACCAAUGAUUUCGAAGUAAGUCGGAAACAAAAACAAAACUGUGCUAAAACACCUAAAAUAUCUUCCAAAAGUCUUCGGAAUAUCGUUUAUUUAUAAUUUUAAGCGCCACUUUACACCAAAACAUAUUAUUAACCCUAAUACUCGUUGAGUCUGAUCCUCAAGACAAAUUUUUUUACGGAAAAUGUUCAGAAAUUCCGUCAUUUGGGCAUCUAAAAAAUCGAUCGUCAAGACGUUUUUCUGUAAAAUCAGUCAUGCUUAAGUCAGGAAAAUUACUGUUUUAACAAAAAGUUGUUGCUUGUUUGGAUAACAAGACGAAAAUAAUUAAAAAUACUAAGUAUGGCAUCUAAAGGUAACUAUAAUUAACGAUAUUUUGAUGUUUGAUAGUGUUUAGUGUUAUAAUUUAUAUAAAAAGUGUCUUUAUUAUUGUUCUUUGCAGCUCGACAUGUACAUAAACGAGGUGUGGGUGGAUCCGGCAUUAAAUUUUGAGCAUCUAUCACCUUGCAAACAAAAUCUCUCGAUUUCACAUCAAGUUCUGGAGAAGUUGUGGACUCCGAAUUCCUGUUUCAUCAACUCCAAAGUGGCAGACAUUCAUAAUUCUCCCUUCAGGUAAUCCAAUUUGCUCCAUAACUUUAUUUGAUUCAGAAAUGUGUUUCUUAUGUUAUACCCGAACGGAACCGUGUGGGUCAACUACGUGAGUUAUAAAGAGUAAUGUAAUGUGCUUGUGAUGUAAAAUUGGUUCAGUAGUAGUAGAUAUUGCCAAAUGUUUGUAGUGUCAUUUAAUGUUAAAUUUUUUUAACGUUUUUGUGGCUUAAGGAUGUUUUUUAUUAUAAAUGAAGCCUUUAUUCUAAACUUGAUUUUAAAUUUAGGUAUAAAGUUGUAAUAAAUUAAUUUGUUACAGAGAGUAAGAGUGAAAGGACCAUGUAAUAUGGAGCUGAGUAACUUCCCAAUGGAUACACAAACGUGCCAUUUGGUAUACGAAAGGUAAAGUAAUAGAAAAAAGUUAAAUAAUUAGUGAAACAUUUGAUUUUAGGUAACAAAAAUUAAGAAAAUGAGUUUUAUUACUAUUUACUGCAAUAUAUAUUAUUUUAAUAAAAUUUUAAGGAUUAUACUAUUAUUUUAGUUUCAACUACAAUAACCAGGAAGUUAGGAUGAGAUGGAAUCCGAUGAACGGUAAUCCAGUCUACGCGAUCGGCUCCAUUUUACUGCCAGACUUUGAUCUAAUCCGAAUUGAAGCCGAACUUAAAGUUGAGGUAAGUCGACAAUUUUAAUGCUAUUAUAUUUUUUCAAAUUUUAAAUUUUAAAAACGUUUCAAAUUACUUUUAAAUUUAAUUAUUAAUACAUUUUAGCCUUACCCUGCGGGCAUGUGGGACGAAUUGCAUGUUCGGCUGUCAUUUGGUCGAAGAUCUGUAUGGUACUUCAUGCAAGCUUAUGUGCCAUCGUACCUGACUAUCUGUAUCUCUUGGGUAUCGUUUUCACUCGGCAGUAAGGCUAUACCAGCUAGGACAAUGUUGGGAGUAAAUGCUCUCUUGGCCAUGAUAUUUCAGUUUGGCAAUAUCAUGAGGAAUCUACCGAGGGUUUCGUACAUCAAGGCUAUUGGUAUGUUUGGUAGAUUUGGCAUAAUUUGUUCUUAGCUUGGUUAUUUGAUUGUUGUUUUUAGAGUAGUUUAUCUUUGUAUUAUUGCUUUAUGUUGUAGAAUAAAAUCAUUGGUUUAUUCAAAAAAUAGGAUUGGCUUUAGAUUAUCAUAAAAUUUUAAUUAGUAAUGUAAUUUUGUAGAUGUAUGGAUGUUAGGAGCAAUGACAUUUAUAUUCUUGUCCUUACUUGAACUCGCUGUUAUUGGGUACUUGGUCAGAGACGAAGGAGGGAUAAAGAAACGACCGGUAAUGUGCAAAAAACGGGUAAGGUUCUUUCUUUUAUUGAAUGGGUCAUAUUGUAAUGUAUUUUACAAUUAAGUGUUUUAGACAAUAAUUUUAAAAGUUUUUGCUUUUUAGUUUUAAACUUUGAAAAACGAUACUUAAAUGUACACUUAACUAAAAACUUAAUUUAAUUUCUAUACUUCAGUUAUCAGAAUCCCCGCCGAACUCGCCCCGCGGCAUUUGCGGCUACGAGAAGCGGUUCAUGUUUCCAGUUCAGAAAUGCGAACUGGCCUGGACCCAGCGGACGGUACUGUGGCUGCCGAAGCUUUCGUUCAAGCCGUGGACGCCAAACGAGAUAGACAAGUUUUGCAGUAUCGCUUUCCCUGCUUGUUUUGCCCUCUUCAACGUAAGUGCUUAAGAAGACGCGGUCCUCUACGCUGUGCUGCUUUCAGAUUGCCUACUACUCCUAUUAUUUGACCAGAGCUGGGAUUUCGAGGGACGUUUGA